CUUACAAUCAUAUUGUAGCAUAGAUCAUUAUGGCUAUGGCUACUGAACACUCUCAUAUGUUAGGGAUUCUUGUCUUGCUCAUAAGCUUGUUGGCCCUUACUAAGCCAUCAAUGGCAGAUGAUGAUAUCCCAAUGAACUUUAGCCGUAGCUAUUUUCCGGACGGCUUCGUUUUCGGGGUAUCUACAUCCGCUUAUCAGAUUGAAGGUGAAGCAAACGAAAAGGGCAGAGGACCUAGUGUAUGGGACGUAUUUACACAUGAAUCUCCAGAGAGGAUAUUGGAUGGCAGCAAUGGAGAUGCAGGGGUUGAUUUCUAUAAUACCUUCAAAGCAGAUAUUAAAAGAAUGAAGCUAAAUGGUAUAGAUGCUUACAGAUUCUCCAUUUCAUGGUCCAGAAUAAUACCUAGUGGAAGGAUAUCAGAAGGAGUGAAUGAGGAAGGAAUUGGAUAUUACAACAAUAUUAUAAAUGAUACUAUAGCAAAUGGCCUCGAACCUUUUGUAACCAUUUUUCACUGGGAUACCCCUCAAGCUCUAGAGGAUAAGUAUGGUGGCUUUUUAAGUUCUGAUAUUGUGGAUGAUUUUCGUGACUAUGCGGAUUUUCUCUUUGAAAAAUUUGGUGAUCGAGUUAAGUAUUGGAUGACUUUAAAUGAACCCUGGGCUGUUACCGGACUCGCAUAUGAUGAAGGCAUCCAUGCCCCUGGUCGUUGCUCCUUUUGGGUGAAUCGUCAAUGCUCUGCUGGAAACUCAGCCACUGAACCUUACAUAGUUGCCCAUCAUUUGCUCCUUUCUCAUGCUGCAACUGUACAAACAUAUAGAGAAAAAUACCAAAAAAUACAAAAGGGCAAGAUCGGGAUAACACUAUUUACUUUUUGGUAUGAACCUAUCUCCAAUAAAACAGUUGAUAAAGAAGCAGCCAAAACAGCCCUUGAUUUCAUGUUUGGAUUGUUUAUGGAUCCUAUAACCUAUGGUCAGUAUCCAAGGAGGGUGCAAACUUUAGUUGGAGAUAGAUUGCCAACAUUUACGGAUGUGGAAUCUCAAUUACUUAGAGGAUCAUAUGAUUUUGUUGGGUUACAAUACUAUACUUCAUAUUAUGCGAAAGCAAAUGCUACUAUUGAUCCAAAUCAUAUUAGAUACAAAACUGACAGCCAAGUUACUCAAACUGCUUAUGAUGAUGAUGGUCAACCCAUUGGUCCUCAGGCUUAUUCUCCAUGGUUGUAUAUCUAUCCAAAAGGUAUCCGACAUAUUUUGAAUUACACGAAAGAUACAUACAAUAAUCCGGUAAUUUACAUCACUGAGAAUGGAGUUGAUGAGUAUAAUAACAAAAGCAAAACCUGGGAACAAGGGACUAACGAUCAACACAGGAUAGACUAUCUUAAAGCCCACAUGUGGAAUGUGCUUGGAUCCAUCAAGGAUUACAAUGUUAAUGUCAAAGGUUACUUUGCUUUGUCAUUUUUGGACAAAUUCGAAUGGAAUAUGGGCUACAGUUCAAGGUUUGGUUUGCAUUAUGUAGACUACAAAAAUAACAUGACAAGACACCCCAAGAAUUCAGCUACUUGGUUCUGCUUGUUCCUGAAAAAUUGGCCAAUGGGAAGUCGAUGUCCAGUGAAUUCAUACAAUAUCGCAUAUAAUUAAAGAUGCCUCUGCUCAGUUCCAGUCACCUUGCGUUGUAAUAAAAUUUGUGGUGAUCCCAUGUAAUUUCCCUGUGGGAAUUCCAUGCCCUGUUGGUUUUCAAUGUGAUAAUAAUAAGUUAUGCAUUGCACAAUGUACUUGUAUUGUGUCUUUAUGAAAUCAAUAAUAUAUAUUGAUUCUCUUGGUAUGCA
Hevea brasiliensis (rubber tree) is the source of this 1816-nucleotide messenger RNA. RefSeq names its product beta-glucosidase 24. The coding region runs from base 30 to 1628 and encodes 532 amino acids. The transcript is spliced from 13 exons. Gene Ontology annotation, molecular function: beta-glucosidase activity. Gene Ontology annotation, biological process: carbohydrate metabolic process. The record is from RefSeq and is a predicted model, not a curated record. Lineage: Eukaryota; Viridiplantae; Streptophyta; Magnoliopsida; Malpighiales; Euphorbiaceae.